Messenger RNA from Trichomonas vaginalis G3, 801 nucleotides. RefSeq lists its product as uncharacterized. The record is from RefSeq and is a predicted model, not a curated record. Bases 1 to 801 code for a protein of 266 amino acids. Lineage: Eukaryota; Parabasalia; Trichomonadida; Trichomonadidae. Gene Ontology annotation, molecular function: protein binding. The transcript has a single exon.
AUGACAGAACUUCAAGUUUUUCAGUGUUCAAACAACGCAAUCAAAAAAAUUCAACCUUGCUUCCCUAGGAACAUACAAUCUAUUGAUUUAUCCGAUAAUCCGAUCAAGUCUUUAUCUUUUAUUGAAAAUUCUGGACUGACGAAGUUAGAAUAUCUAAACAUUUCUAAUACAGCGAUAAAAUACAUAUCUGAUGUCAAGUUUUUACGAUUUUUACCCAAAUUGCAAGAAUUAAACAUACCAAUUCCGACAACUGGCGAAAAAAUCAAUUUCACUGAGAUUGUGAGAACUGCGUGUUCAUCAUUAAAGUACUUAAAUGAAGAGGAUAUUACAUUUUUUAACAAUGAUACGAAAGCUAAAAAGAUUGUUCAGUUAUUUGAAAAAGGAACAGAAGAUGACUUUAUUGAAUUCAUACACCAGCCAGAUUUAACAUUUACUUGGAAAAAUCCUGUAUUUAUUCCAUUUGAUGAUUCUCUCCCUCCACUUGACCGAGAAACUAUCAAAGAAAGAUUAACAGUUCUAGAAGCAACAAUGAUUGCACCCAAUUUUGCAACAGACCUGAAAUUUAAGCUAAAUAGUCUUGAAAAACAAUUAAAUUUGCUGAUUGCCCCUCCCGCACCAAAAAAUGAAAUGGGAGAAAUAAUAUCGCUUAUAACCCCUUUCAAAGAAGGCGACGAAGCUUUGCUCGACUCUUUACUCGAUGAAGUUCGCCAAAUAAAGAGACAAUUGAGCCAGGUGACACAAGUUCUUUAUGGUCAAGACACAGCAAUUAAAAGACUAUGGAAUGAUAUAUAUGGUGAAUAA